This is a messenger RNA of Caretta caretta (loggerhead turtle), 4619 nucleotides long. Its product is annotated as glutamate dehydrogenase 1, mitochondrial. Gene Ontology annotation, biological process: L-glutamate catabolic process. Gene Ontology annotation, cellular component: mitochondrion. Lineage: Eukaryota; Metazoa; Chordata; Testudines; Cheloniidae. Gene Ontology annotation, molecular function: L-glutamate dehydrogenase (NAD+) activity. The record is from RefSeq and is a predicted model, not a curated record.
GCCCGCCUGCCCCUGUCUCAGGAGCGGGCUCCCCAGCCAGCCCGAGCCGCGGCCAUGCAGAGGGUGCUGGGGGCCGGGCCGCUGCACGGGGAGGCGCUGACGACGGCUGGGCGGAGCGGGCGGGCCGGGCUCAGGCUCCUAGCGGAGGCGGGCCGCCGUAAGGCCGCGUUACUAUGGCAGCCAGUGAGCGGCGGCGGGGCUCCGCCAACCGGAAGUGACGCCCCGGAAGGCGGAAGUGGCGGGGAAGGCGGCCGCGCUCUCGGGCGGCGCAGGGGGAAGCACGUGGCGGCCGCGGCCCAGGCCGGCCUCGACGCGCCCGGGCUCCUGCCCAUGGUGGAGACGUUCUGCACGCGGGCCAUGCGCGUGGCCGAGGAUGACCUGGUGCAGCAGCUCCGCAGCUCGCGGCCCGAGACCGAGAAGCGGCAGUGGGUGCACGGCAUCCUGGAAACCAUCCAGCGCUGCAGCCACGUCCUGGAGGUCUCCAUCCCCGUGAAGCGGGACACCGGCCACUGGGAGGUGGUCGAGGGCUGGCGGGCCCAGCACAGCCAGCACCUCCUGCCCUGCAAAGGGGGGGUUCGGUUUUGUGAGUCAAUUAGCAUUGAUGAUGUAAAAGCCCUGGCAGCCUUAAUGACCUACAAAUGUGCUGUGGUGGAUGUUCCCUUUGGUGGUGCCAUGGCUGGCGUGAAGAUUGAUCCAAAGAAGUAUUCAGAAGGUGAGCUGGAGAAAAUAACAAGGCAGUUUACGAUUGAAAUGGCCAAGAAGGGAUUUAUAGGGCCUGGAACUGAUGUUGCUGCUCCUGACAUAAAUACAGGGGAAAGGGAGAUGUCCUGGAUUGCUGACACCUACUCCCACACUCUCGGGUACAAGGAUAUCAAUGCCCAUGCCUGUGUGACAGGGAAGCCUAUUAGUCAGGGAGGAAUCCAUGGGAGAGUCCCUGCCACAGGCCGUGGUCUGUUGCGUGGGAUUGAGAACUACAUCAACACCACUCUCUAUAUGAACCUCAUUGGCCUAAGCCCCGGUUUCCCUGGCAAGACCUUUGUGUUGCAGGGCUUUGGCAACACGGGCCUGCACACCAUGAGGUACCUGCACCGCUAUGGAGCAUGCUGUGUGUGUGUCGGGGAGGUGGAUGGCGCUAUUUACAAUUCCAGCGGGAUCCAUCCCAAGGAACUAGAAGACUAUAAGAAGGAACAUGGCACCAUAGUUGGCUUUCCCAAAGCAGAGCCUUAUGAUGGCAGCGUCCUCGAAGUACCUUGUGACAUCCUCAUCCCAGCUGCUAUCGAGAAGCAGCUCACGAAAGAUAACGCGCAUCGGGUCCAAGCCAAGAUUAUCGCCGAAGCUGCCAACGGCCCCACGACACCAGCGGCCCAUGAGAUCUUCUUGCAGAGAAAUAUCCUCGUCAUCCCGGACCUGUAUGUGAACGCGGGCGGCGUGACGGUUUCCUUCUUCGAGUGGCUGAAGAACCUGAACCACGUGAGCUAUGGCCGCCUGACCUUCAAGUACGAGUGGGACUCCAACUACCACCUGCUGAUGUCUGUCCAGCAGAGCCUGGAGCGGACCCUUGGGAAGGGCAGCGGCGAGAUCCCCAUCGUCCCCUCCCCGGAGUUCCAGGCCAGGGUGGCAGGGGCCUCCGAGAAGGAUAUCGUGCACUCGGGUCUGGCCUACACUAUGGACCGCUCGGCCCAGCAAAUCAUGAACAUGGCCACGAGGUACAACCUGGGCUUGGACCAGAGAACCGCUGCCUACCUAUGCGCCAUCGAGAAGGUGUUCAGGGUGUACAAUGAAGCUGGGUUCGCAUACUGACAUGAGCUGUCCCCUGGCCUUGGCUCUCCCUCCCCAGGCUAAGGGCACAGCUGCCGAAAAGCUCCCGGAAAGAGACUCUCGGGGGGCGGGGGGAGAGAAGGAGAAGUGCUGGUGGUGGGGGUCAGGGCAUGUUUGUCCCUGUGGCUCCAACCUCAGCCCUCCUGCGUUGCAGAGGGAGCCGCUGCCGAGGCUGCGUUGGGGUCACCUAGUUCUGCGAGUGCCACCAUGCAUUGUCUCUCCAUAAACCAUUUACUGGGAGCACUUAGGCGGGUUUGUUUUGCCCGAUGGCAAAUAUGAAAAAAAAACAGAUGUUGAAAAUAGAAAACCUCAAUACUGAUGUAAACAAAGAGGAAGGUUCCAGCCCGUGGGCUCAGCACCAGUAUGUAGAUAGACCGGACCCGCUGUCAUCCUGCAGCCAUAGGAGGAGGUCCUGGCUCUAGAGAAUGAGUAUCCCCCUAACAUGCAGAGCUACCAGAGCACAAGGUUAAGGACCAGCAGUAACUCUGAGUUUAGAGCCACGCUUUAUAGUGCCAACCCUGGACUCCUUAACAGUGCGUUGUCCGCCGUAUGUGCCCUGAGUGUUGAUUCUAGACAGACCUAGCCACCGUAUGGUCCAGUGUAACUUCAGCAGUUAAAGUACUCUUGGAAGUGCUGGCAUAGCUCAGGGUUUGCUGUCUUUCCUCCCUCUUUCACUGCUCUUCUGGAGAGAGAACUUUUCACACAAGUUUCUUUUCACUUUUUCCCAAAAUUUCCAAUUUUUCCAGACUGGGCCUUAGAAAAACCCCUGUGUUUUUCUGGGACAUUUCCAUCUUUUCCCCUGGACCGCGCCUUCUCUAGUCUUGUCCCCCUGAGAGCAGGUGCCCCUUGGGUGGGAAAAGGGUCCAUCUGAUUUUGGUAACCCCUGGGUGCCAGAACUGCCUGGCCCCAUGGCUGCUGAGUGGGUGUGUUGGCUGCAGGGCUGCAGGGAUCUGGUAAGGGCUCCGGGUGGCUCCUGCACAUGGAACCAACGUGCAGAGUCUGGCUGCUGCCUGUGUCCACCGUUGGCUGCUGGCAGGGCUUUCCCCCGGGGCCCUGUCUGCGUUCCAGGGCAGAGGGAGCCCGUUCUUGCUCUGUGGCGGGAGCUGGGGCCCAGGGCGCUGCGGGGAGCUCUGCAGGCUGGCAGAAAUGCUGCAGAGGGGAUUGCAAGGCAGCAGCAAACCAGUUGUGAGGUGGGGCUGUGGGCUGGUGCCCCUUCCCUUCUGUGCUGGGGAAGGUGACCAGCAGGCCUGGCUUGGGGGAUGUAACUUGGGUGGGGGACCCAAGAGCGGUGGCCUCCAUUGAAGUGCGAGUGCGGGCUCAUUGUCCCCACCUAGGCGGGUUGCCCUGGGUUCCCCGUUUUCACAGCCUCACCCUUUCUCGGGGCUGCGCCCUGCCCUCGGGGCUGGCUGGCGUUUGCUGAGUUGGGGAUGACGAGGGCCCAGAGCAGCGACCCCCGCAGGCAGGAGCUCUGAGCCGUGCGAGGGCCACGUGUGCCUCUUGCGAAGGCCCCAGCUUGAAUUGUGGGUGUGAAGGCACUAUCCUGUUCCUAGGUGUGGACCAUAAAGGCUGCCCAGGAGUGAGAGAAGGGCCCCACCUCUGCUCCUUGUGCCUGGUGUGUUACGGCGUGUUCCUUGGGGCCCAGACCACGCAGGGUUAAGGGGGGUCCCCCCUCACACGCAGCCUGUGGAGACGUACUCUUGGCACCUGGCCCCCUUGUCUGGGCACCUGCCCAGAUGGCAGUGGGGUGCCGACCUCUGCAGCUUGCUGAACCCCCACCUCCUGCAUCAGCAUGUCCCCCCCUCUCCUGUGCCUGCGUCAUGGCCUGGCAGGUGGGGUCCUGGGCAGCCCGCACCAGCCCUGAAAACCCCCUGACGGCCUCGCAGCAUUCUUCUGGCCAGACCCCAUCGCCCUUGUGUCUAUCCACGGCCCCCUCUCCCUGAGCCCUUCAGGAGCAUGUAACCCAGCUACGGGGCAGCGGCAGGGCCUAGGGGCACCAGGACUCCUGGGUUCUUGGCCUGGGUUGCUGCCGGAUGCUCAGCAUGUCACUGCAUAGCCUCAUGCCUGCUUCUUCCCCCCCACAUUAUGUAGGCGAGUCAGGCCACCUGCUUCCUGGGGCUAUGCACUGUGGGGCUCCAUGCACUUACAGCCCUUGGGGCUGGGGUCCCAGGCAGCCUGUCCCCGGACCUGUGAGAGCUGGGCCACGUGGUGAGGGGCCCAGAGCCAGCCCCCCACAGUGUGCACCUGGCCAGGCCCUUCCCCAUAGAGCAGCUGCCCAUGGGGCCUCAUGUUGAGCCAGGUCCAGCCCGUCCCCAUGCACCAGCCAUGGGCUCUUCUGAGAGCUGGAGCAAGGUGCCUGGGAGGGGAGAUCCCUGUGGGUGAGCUGAGGGGACCCUGCAGGGUGCUGACUGUAUGCACCUGGGGGCUGCUGGGGGACAAAGACACCCUGCAGCAUGAGGUAGAGGCUGGGACUGGCUCUGGGGCCUCUGAGGCACGCUCCCCCUGCCCCUCAGGGAAGAGGCCCAGGUGAGCGUGUCCCCUAGGAGCUGGGCUCAGCAUGGUGAUUUGCCCGCUGGCCUGGGGCAGGGGCUUAGCUCAGAAGCCCCUGGCUGGAGGCGAGUGCCUGGCAACCCUUGUGGGGUGUGACCCCAUGCCCAGCCCUGUGGGUUACACACCAUGACCCUGCCCCAGGAACAACAGACCCGCACCAGCAGCUACAGACGAGAGCUGGCUUUAUUCACGGACGGGGCAGCUGUGUCACUGGCAGCUGCCCCGAAUCGCACACGCAGGACGGGGGGGGGGGG